Messenger RNA from Aedes albopictus (Asian tiger mosquito), 14466 nucleotides. RefSeq lists its product as uncharacterized. NCBI's taxonomy places the organism in Eukaryota, Metazoa, Arthropoda, Insecta, Diptera, Culicidae. The annotation marks the transcript as partial. The record is from RefSeq and is a predicted model, not a curated record. The transcript is spliced from 7 exons.
AUAUCGACUUCAGCUGUAAAGAAAUGCGAUCUUCCUUUCGCACAAUUCACUGGGUUUCGCAUUCGCGCUAAGGUAGUGUGUCCCAAUGAGGUAUCUGAACUGGGAAAAAUCCUGUUGGCAUUGCUGAACGAAGAAAUAAUUGAAGACAUACAAACCCCAUUCCCGCCAGCGACAGCGCCUAUCGUAGGCCAGUGGUACGAAACCGUUUUGACAUUUGCCACAAGUGCCAAAGGCAAUAAAGUACUCGAUCUACACGGAUACAGGCUCUGUAAGAAGAUAACAACCAAACACCUUACUUGGUGGUCUUGUAUACGCAAGAAGUGCAAGGCACGUUCCGCUACAAUCGGAACCCUUGAGAGUGACCUCCGAGCUUCGCAUAUCCCUAACUAUAGUACAAAAUCAUCCGCCACGUUUGUCCAUAAACCGAUUGAUCAAAUUCCGGAACCCAUCGAAGUGCAUCGUGCACCUUCCAUCUCCGGUGCGAUCAAAUUCAUUCGUAGUCAGAAAAAGAAUGCCCAACUGGUGUACAAAGGUUUUCUGUACAAUCGGAAAUUGACCCAGCAAAACGGCAAUACCACGUGGAGGUGCAUUGAUGUUACGAAGUUACGCUGCAAGGCGAUUUGCGUUACCAAAUUCAACAAAUUGAUACGCGCCAAACGGCAGCAUGCUCAUGAGAACCAUGAAAGUAAGAUCAGGAAUCGGCCGCUGUAUGACUACCCGGAAGAUUUGGAGGAAUAUCUGGACAUCUACUCAAGGGAUCCGAUUUCGGCGUCGCAGAAGCUGGACGUCAUCGACGAUGGAACCGAUUACAAGCUGGUCGUUCGGGAUACCAUCGAGGAAGUCGUGCAUGAAGCACCUGGGAGUCACAUAGGAGACAUGAUGGCAAGUGGGACGGAUACGUUCUAUGCGGCACCUCAGUAACACAUUCUAGUACUACAAUUAAAAGUAAACCAUAAUAAUAAAGGCUGGAAAAAGUGCGAGCAGAUGAAAUUUGCCUGAGAGGUAGAGAAAUUCCGCAUGUUACCAUAAGAACAUAUAAUAAAAAAAAUGACAAGGGCUUAACGAAUGUCCAUUUCAGAUGAGCUAUCAUCUUCGACGAAGAUGAUCCUCAAAGAUGACGAAUGCGUUGGUUCGUCGGAUCGAGUGUAUACAUUCCUCACCAGUCGACAGGGAGGCAUCCACUUGGUUCACGACUGGUACAUCUAUCGAUCGAACCUACGUCGAUGCGGCCGUAACAAAGACAUCAUCUACUGGGAAUGUGUGCACAACCGAGUAGAAAAAUGUCGCGGACGACUGAAAAGCGUGGGCGAUCAACUGCACAUUUCGAACUCGAAUAUACAACACAAUCAUGAACCGGACACAAUAAAGAUAGCAACGGCCAUGGCUUCCGGGCACAUCUCUUACAGAACGUUAUCAUCACUCGGAACCGUAUAUUCCACAAUUACGAUAUGUGAUUCGGUUAAAAAAAAACAAUAAAAUAUGUUUUCUUUUAAAAUUGUUUUAACCUCAUUUUACUUAAUUUUAUUUCAACUAUUCAAAAACAAUGUUACAAUCGAUGGAUGUAUUUUUUUCUUCUAGAUUUCAAAAUUGAGUGUACGGCGGUACAAUUCGUCCGAAGUAGGAAGGGCAAGCCACUAUUGUUGUACAAAGGCCAUCAGUACACGUUGAACCGUCGACGGAAACAGCUGGGCUACUGGGAGUGCGUUCACAGACGUUCGAAGCUGAAAAGUUGUCCUUCCCGGAUAACGACGGACAACGUUCAGAUUAAGCGUGUCAAGGGCGAACACGACCACAUGCCUCCGGAGAUGAUAGAAUAUCUGUUGGAUGACUGCAAUGCAUUUCUGAAAGUGGCACCGCCAGAAUAAAAGUUGAAUAUUUGCAAUCUCAGUGUGUGCUACCAGACCUAGAUCGCAUCGAUUGAGACCGUUGAUUUUUUAAAAUUUUCACAUUUGAUCUUUAUAGUUCUCAUUGAACGUCUGGUGGAGCCUGAACUAAUCAAAGAGGAACCAAACAAGUUGCUGUUCGUUCGCAGUCGUUGGGGACGCAAACUAUUGAUCUAUGAACGAUAUCCAGACCAACAAUUGAAAAUGCUAGUGUUUAAAAAAAAAAAGGCCACAUCAACAUUGCGUAAACAAACACAUUUCUGUCGACUUGAGGCCUUUUGAGAUCCACCCACGCAUCUCACCACCAUUAACAGAAAGCUUGAUGUUUGCGCUUUCUGUUAGUGGUGGUGAGAUGUGUGGGUGGAGUUCAGAAGGCCUCAAGUCGACAGAAACAUGUUUGUUUACAAAAUGUUGAUGUGGCCUUUUCAAUUGUUGGUCUUGAUAUGUUUUCUUCUCCAACAAACGGGUCGAGGCGACGAGCACCACCUACUGGCGAUGUACGUUUUCCAGCAAUCGGAAAGGCCCAAACCGCUGCUCGGUGCGAUGCAUUACUAGAGACAAUCGCGUUAUAAACUUUCGCGGACUGCAUAAUCAUUCGGAAGAAAUGUCCAAACUGCAUGGAAGGCAUGUCUUCGAUCAAUACAGUGUGUAUGAUCCAUGAAAACAUAAUAAAACAUGUUGAAAUGAAAAUAUGCCUAUCACUGUACUGUAGUACUAGAAUGUUAUUAUAUUGAUUGCAAAACGUCAUUUCCGACUACAGUAUUUAUGAUAAUUGAGUUUCAAUAAACAUGUUGAAAAAAAUCGAUCGAGUUUCACUACAGUACUAGAGUAUAAAUAAAUAAUUUCAAUCAUACUAACAGAAUACGUUUGUUUGCUUAUCUGUGGCGUUUUAAGGUGCUUACUCGCAGGAGCUGAAGUUCAUCAAAAGCCCAUGGUCUACGCCGUGUCUGGUGAUCAAUGACUUCCUGUACAACUGUCACAGUACUAGAGGGAACAAGGUGUAUUGGCGGUGCCACAACUACUCUCGAAAGAAGAAGGAAGAACGCUGCAGGGCUAGAUGCGUGAUUGUGAAUGGCAGGCUGAGCGCUCUCACAGGAACGCAGCACAACCACGAUCCACACACGGAGAAAAUAGCCAAGAUUAGUCGACGUAACAAUAUGGUUGAUGAAGUACUAGAUUCAGCCAGGGCGGAUCCACCGCCGAGCUAUCUCACUAGUGGGCUUUACAGUUCAAGCUUUUUGUCCGGAGGUUCUACUUUGCUGGACAGUGGCUCCCCGGAUAUCGGUUUGAUAAAGAUCGACGUAUUGCCUAAAUUAGAAGACUAUGGCUUGCCAGUUGAACUGUAAACAUGUAUUUUUAAGCUGAAUUUUUACUUCUGAAUCGCAAUCGUAAUUUAUAUCAAUGUUCGUGAAGCAAUACAAACCAACGUGUUUUCGCUGAUUUGAAAAUUUUCCAUCGUUUCAUUCUAGUACUGAUAAAUCCAUUAUUUCUUUGUACAGUUUUAGACUUCACCCCUGACGACGCCGCUGAGUGCCGGACGUUCAUUAGAAGCCAGCGUGGGGCUCCCCUGUUGGCCCUCGACAAUUUUAUCUACCGGUGUGAACGGGUUCGAAAAACGCGCUCCUAUUGGUUGUGCAUCCGUUACAAGAGCUCCAAGUGCAAUGGUCGCGUAAUCUGCCAAGGCAAUAAGAUUCUUAAACUGACAAAUCACUGCCACGCGAACGACGAGCAGCGCAUCAACUCGUCGAUUCUAGAGGAAACGGAUCUGUCCAGCAUCAAUUUAGAGGCGUGGUACAAGCAGACCAUGAUGCACAAGAAGCAUGAGUCGAAGCGAAAAUAAAAAUUAUACAUUCUAGUACUUCAAUACCUACAUCGCUGAUUAUGAUUGAUAUGUCUCAAACCCAUGCUUUCUAUUCUAUUACUUCGCUUAUGAAACUAAUGAAAACUUUUCUCGUUGUAGCUUACAUAACGACUACUAUCACCACAUCUAGUACUACACUAAUCGAAAGCCAGAGUGGAGUGCAGAGUGUCUACUAUCGGAACGAUUUGCGGGACCAGUUGUAUCCGGAAGCCGUGCAAUACAUCCGAAGCCGCCGUGGGCACCCGCUGCUAGUGUUCCGAGGGUACAAAUUUCGCCGGAAUGGCGGCUGCAAGGAGAAGGGCUACUGGCGCUGUGCUUCUUUUUGCAAGUGCCCUGGAAGGGUUACUACCGUCGAUGGGACCAUCGUUAAGUACCACGUACACAAUCAUGAACCGCCUUUCAAAGAAUCCGCCGAGUUGUUCUAGGAUUGGUGGAGGCAUCAUUUCGAUCAAAUGCAUUAUAAUGAAUGAUUAUGAUGAACCACAGAAUAAAUCUCCGUUAGAAUAUUUUAUAGACCAUGAUAAUUUUGAUGUCAGAGCAGAAGUUAGAAUCAGUUGAGUAAAUUGCGUCUUCUGUUCUUAUUCAUAGAAUGGGAUCAUCAAGGUUUCCGGGCGCUGGAGAAACAGGUGUUCCUUGCCCACGACAUUGCUAAUAGUUGGAUGGCCAACGAGCAAAUCAGUUACUGCCAGAGCCAGCGUGGAAGGCCUUUGCUUAUAUUUCUGGGCUACCGGUUCCGUCGAGAGAUGGUGAAGCAAUACAAAACCUACUGGAGAUGUCUGGUGGACAAAUGUCCCGGACGGAUGAUAACAAUGCUUCCAGGGGAUACGGUAAUGCGUUAUCGGAUACAUAAUCAUCCGUCCAGUUUCUAGAAAACGAUCAAAUAAAUUCUGUUUAUUCAAAAUGAUACAAAUGUUGAUGUUUCAUUACAAUUUUGAGUGUGGUACUAGAAUACGAUCACAAUCAACUUAUACGAUCUCUUUUGAUUUUCUUCAAGCUGCUGGAUUGGAUUUCAUUUUCAGUCAACGAGGACAUCCUCUGCUGGUUGUUGAUAACUUCCUAUAUCGAAAAAAUCGAGGGCAUUACUGGCGCUGUAUUCGAUGUACCAAGUUCAAGUGUCGCAGUCGACUGAUUGUGAAGCCUGGUCAGAAACCUGCUCGUAUUGAAGAUCACUCGCAUGGGCCGGAAACGGAGAAGAUUAGUUGGGGCCGGACGGUGAUGGAGAACGUGAAAUCUCAUGAGCAGGGGGAUAUCGUUUUUCGUAUGCGACAACCGCACUGCAAAGUUGAUUAUGUGAUAAAUCCAGUUAAGGAAUAAAUCUGUGCCAGCCAUUCUAGUACUUCAAAUCUUUUACUUGAUCGUUUGAAACUAGUACUUUUUAUCUGCAGUGUUUUUACAGGAAGCUCUUUUAUCGUUUCAGUUACUGCGAUUCCGUACUGUCCUCCUGCGUUGGGCGAUCGCAAUCCGGUUCCGAAGGUGUGGUACUCCUUUCCGCUGUGCUACGUGAUCAAUCGACGCGGAACAAUGAACCUGCAUUUCCGAGGGUAUAUCUACAUCCAAAAAAAGCGGCACAACCGCACAAUGAACUGGAUCUGCAACAAGAGAAAUACGACACAAUCGAGCUGUAAAUCGAGAAUAUCCACCGAGGGCAACAACAAGAUCCGCUUUGGGGUUCACUGGAACAAUCAUGGACCCGUGGAUAUAAAUGAACUAUUGUGAAAUAAAUAGAAUUGAUUGAAUGAGCCUUUUUUUCUAACAAGCAGGAUUACAGUUAUCCUAUUCAUUGCCAGAAAGGAUUCCCACUGUGUUCAUAACCAAUUUCGUCACUUUUCAGAAUUUUCUAAUCUAGUAAUGCCCGGAAUAUACGCUGGUAUUUGGUACAAGGAGGAACUGGAUUUCAUCGAGAAUCGUCGUGGCGGGUUCAGUUUGAGGCACAAGGGAUAUCACUUCAUCACGGAACGUCGCUACAAUAGUACGGUGAAUUGGGUAUGCAAUAAAAGCAGUAGCUCGGCAAGCCGUUGUCCGGCACGGUGUGUUACUCAGGGUCACCAAAUGAUCAAGUUCAGCAAGCGAAAGCACAACCACGAUGCGGUGUACAAAAUUAAAGAAAUGGACUUUCAAUAAACAUCGAAUCAUAGGAGAUGUGUUUUUGUGUAGUACUAGAAUGGUAGAAUAAUUUAGACAUGAGUUCUCAUACACUUCGCUUCGGCGUAUAAUUUCAGAUCGAGUUCGAGGAUUCCUGUACGACGAGCAGUACGAACUGGUUUGUAAUCGAAAGGGCGGCCUCAACCUGUGCUAUCGAGGAUACCUUUAUCGGAAGAAGACCCAGUUCGCCAAUACGUUGAACUGGGUUUGUGCCAAUCCCAAUUACAAUAGGUUCGCCGGUUAUGGAAGCGCGAAUGGGGGCUUGUGCGGAGCUCGAUGCAUUACAAACAAUAGCGGAGGGUUAAAACUGAGUAAAAAAGGCCAUAAUCACUCACCGAUGUUGCAAUACGACGAAGGGACUUCGGUAAAACUUUGCAUCGAAACGCUCGAAAAUACACAAUACAAUAGCGAUUAAAGCAUCGCACAUGAAUGUUUCUAUUCUAGUUCUUUAUUUUGUAGCAAAUUUUGUUACAGUAGUCAAAAGCUGUUAUAUUCAAUUGAUUUUUAAUGUUUUCCUUUAGCAUUUAUUUCAGCAAAUUUCGACCAACUUAAAACUGGAAUUUGGCUGAAGAAGCCCUACGAGAUCGUACCGAACCAGAAAGGUGGAAAGAAUCUAAUGUUUUACGGCUUCGAAUAUCGAAAGGAGGCUUCUUUCAAGACAUCCAUCAAUUGGGUCUGUAAUCGUAACUCAGUUGGCCGCUGCAGGGCAAGGCUAAUUCAGAACACCGUCACCACCGAGAUUAAACUAGGACAACAUGGCCAUAAUCAUCCUCCAACGAGUAUCCGAACCACUAAUUGAUUGCCUGACCAAUAAAAAUGGAAUUGCAUUUUUCAGCGACGGUUGUUUCACUUGUCGAAAAAAAAAUUCUAGUACUUCAUUUACUGUUCGAAUUUCUUAAAUACUGAUGCCUUUCUCAUUUAUUAUGUAUUUCUACAAAAUUUAGCAACUGAUUCUGAAAACAUAGCCAUCUUUACGAGAACAAUGCGUGGCAAGGAGCAACUACUCUACCUUGGACAGCCGUUUGUUUUUGAGAAACUGGUGGUGAUCCAGAACUCCACCCCGAAGAAAAUUUGGCGCUGCAAUCAGUGGUGGAAUCAAAAGUGUCGUGCCCGAGUGUAUACUAUUGGAAAUGUGAUAACACCUCUGAAUCGCUACCACACCCACUCCGACAUAAUCAAACGGAAGCGGCGAGUUACGAAGAAAAAAGCGACUAUAGUUAUCACAACUGGUCCUCCUAGAGAUCACACCAAUAAGUCGGUUCAGGAACAAUACACCGAGUUUGUAGUUGAUUGCAUACCGGAGGGUUCUGAAAGUGACGAACAGAAAAAAGGGGAAAUGACCGAUUACUAAUAUUAGAGAAAUACAUCUUUAUUUAAGAAUACAAGUUCAAGCGUUGAUCAGCUUUCUCAGUUUUUAGUGGGCAGUUUAACCAAAAGCUUCUAAUAACAUAUUGUUUAAUAUCAGUUCCAGAAUCGAUGAAACCUUCACCGCACAAAUCACAAGGCAUUUCAUUUACGGUAAAAACGCAUCCGCCGAGUCAAAUAGUCAAGCCGCCACCGGAACAGUGGAAGAACGUAGGGCGUCCGGCAGCUGAGGCGCCGUCUACUAUGGUUCCACUGCACAGCGGCAGCGCCGUCUUUAUCUCAACGAUAGAUCUCGUAAACAUCUACACUCCGAAGGCGGCACUCUAUACGGCACGGUUGAUUGACGUCAUUUUCGGACGGCAAACACUGCUAAAGGCCUGUGUGACUCGGACGAAGAAUUCCGGCGACUUGGUCCCGCUAGAUGAGGACAAACUGAAAUCAGUUAUAGUUCAUGUGGUGCAUGUUUUCAAGAAACAACACGUCGAAAUUUCCGAAUCACUCGUGCUGGGCUACAUCCGGAACCGCCUCUGUUACCUUCAGAGUUCAAAGAAGUACUGAAUCCGUUUGCCAUAACCUAUUAUGAAAAUAUAAAGUGGAUUAAAUGCGUUAUUUUCAUAUCUAUUCGUUUUUUCUGAUAUUGUUCAACAAGAUUAUACGCAACGGAACUCGAAUAAUAACCAAUUUUUCUAUUUUUUUAGAAAUGGAUUUCCGUUUUGAGCUGUCUUCUAGUGGAGCUCGCCAGCUGGUUUGGAAGGGCUACGUUUACCACAAGAAUACGUCGACCGGUAGGUGCACCUAUUGGCGCUGUGCACAUGCUGCUCGACUGAAAUGCAAGGCGACCGUGGUGAUGGAGUAUGGCGUGAUGGUGCGGGUCUAGAAUCCCUAUCACAAUCAUCUUCCAAUGAAGCGACUGGUGUACGGCAUGGGAAAAAAUCAGAAACGAAACCUGAAAAACCAAAAUCUUUUCGACAGCUACAGGAGGGUUAAAUAAAGACUAUGAUGGAAUAAUGCUACCUAGUUUACCGUUGAUAGAUUUCCCCUGAAUAUCGACGCUGAAGGUGCUAACAUUGAUUUCUAAAUCUCGUUCUUUCCUCACAGCCAUCUUCGUUGCUGUUAGUACUAAACAACAGUUGCUUAAACUGCGCAACAAGAUUUAUCUGAAAACAAAGGGACGAGCUUACCGGAGCUUCUUCUCUUGCAUAGAGUACAACUGUCCCGGCCAGGUUAUGUUCCACGAGUUGAAAGGAGGCCAACUCAAAAUUAUGGCCGAACAUAACGACGACUGCACGUGUGACUACUAUAAGGAUCGUCCGGAGGAACACUUGGGCCAGCUUAGCAAAGCCGAACUGACGAGACUGGAAGAAACGUUGAUGAGCAAAGACUUCGAUGAUACCUGGGCGGAAAUAUAAGUGCAGUGUUUGUAGCUUUUAUUUAUUUUUUUAAAUUUUGAAUGUAGCGUGAAAAAUCAGGGAGUUCAUCUUUUGUCUGCGGAGCAUCCUAUCGUAGCUUUCCGGUGAAAGUACACUAAAAAAAAAGGGAACCAUUGUUUUGAACCAUACAUGUGUUCUUUUUAUUUUUGGCUCAUUCGUUCUUAUUUCUUCCAUAUAUGCUCAUUCGAAUAAUCUACGCAUAAUCACAGACUGUUAUUGCAGAUCAUCGGCAUGUCAAACUGAAAGUAAAUGAUUUAUUCUUACUCAAAACCCAUGACAAAAUUAAUCUAGUACUGCACAUUGUAACAGACACAAAUACAACCUGAAAAGAUUCGUCUCCCAUUAAUAAAAGCUAUGAAAUCAAACAAAACGUCCGCUAAUCUAGUACUGCAUGUUUUUCUAUCUUCCGCUACUGAUCACUAGUUUACAUUUCUCUGCAGCCACGGAACUGGACUCAAAACAACCACUGAUGGUCCUUAGUAGAGCCGGCACGUUGCAGCUUCGUUACCAAGGUCACACCUUUAACAAACAUGUAACUCGUGGCGAAAAAGUCUACUGGAGAUGCAGUCAGUACCUGGUGUACCGGUGCAAAGUGCGCAUUCAGACCAUGUUGGAUGAGUUCUCCAUCAGCAAGAAUGACCAUAAUCAUCCAGUAGUAGUGCGGCCUCGCGCGUACGGAUCGCUGAAGCUGUUGAAGCAACGGUUGGGCAACAUUAGAUCGUGAUACUAAAUAAAUAUGACGAAAGAUCUACAAUUUAAAGGUUUAUGAUACCGAAAUUCUCUCGCAUUUUUGUAUUGUAACAGUGCACUCAGCCGAUCAUCUCAUUCUUGUCUUCUAAUCGAGUGAUUCUAAUUUUAGCUGCAACGUCAUUCGCCCUACCAAUGAACAGACCAGAGUUUGAGUUCCGAAGAUCGACACAACGUGGCACUCACUUGCUGAUGGUCAACGGAGUGAAGUUCUUUCGCAAUCGUCAGCGAAACGAUAAGCAUUACUGGAAGUGCCAUCAGUACUAUAAACGCAAGUGUCCGUGUACGGUCGUCAUCAAUGAGACCACGUCCAAUAUCACUGUAAAGUACAGACACAAUCACGACGAAAGUUUGACGUCAUUUGAUUCUAGUACUACAGCAGCUCGAGUUUAUCCAAAUAAGCGCAUAAAAUAAACAUUUUUGCAAGAUAACAUGUGUUUUGUCUUGAUAAUAUUUCGCCUUUUGGUCAUACCUUACCAUUUCUAACCGUCAAACCUACUACCUUUCAGAAAUCUACUUCACGAAAUCGAGCCGAGGCCGUCCGGCAAUCAUUAUCGAUGGCGUCAAGUAUCUGUUCAUGUCGGAGAAUCACAAGCGAGUAGUUUGGCGGUGUUCUUCAAUGGCCACCAGCAAGCUCAAAUGUCCAGCCCGGAUAUUGCAGUACAAGAACCCCGAGCGCUUUGUCAUUCACCGGGAAAAGCAUAUCCAUGCGCCUCUGAAGCGUCACAAGGUGGCUUUCAUCGCUCAAGAAAUGUUCACAGUUUUGGAUUGAGAAGUACGUGUCGAUAUCACAGCAUGUCGUUUGGAAAUAAAUUUUAUAGUUUCAUCCCUGUGCGUUUGCUUCGACCGUUCUAGUACUUCGUUUUGGAAAAAUUUAAAUAUUCACGCUUUACUUACAGUUUUGCAACUUUCUUUGUAGAGUACAAGCACCAUCUGUCCGUGACGAGCAGUAAUGGCAAGGUGCUUACAUACCGCAGCAGCCAGAAGGGUCGGCUACAACUGUCGUGCGAUGGAUUCUACUACGUCAAGGAGAAAACCGUGAAGCAGAAGGACUAUUGGCGCAGCAUCUAUUACACCACGAAGAUCAAAUGCCAUGGGCGAUUACACACCUUGAACGGGGAAAUUCACCACAGUACGCCCCACAAUCACGUGGCCGGAGUGUUUAAACGAUCCGACUACAAUCGUCUUUCGGAAAUUAUGAUAAAUACGGAAUCGGGUAUUGCCGGGCAGCCGUCGACACAACCUAUCUGUAUAGAAAGUGUAACUAAAGUCGAACGAUACUGAAAAUAAAUCUUUAAGUUUAGUUAUAAACAUUUGUGUUGGCUUCGGAGUUGGUUGUAGAGCGCUACUGAAGGCGAACCAAAUCGAAAUCAAUUAGUACUGACUUAUUUGUUUGGUUCGCCCUAUUUUUAGGAUCCACCACAAUGACGGUGAUGGACACGUUGGACGUACCGGCUAUCGAGUUCAGCAGAACGCAGCGAGGUCGCACCAUGCUGAUCUACGACGGGUACAAAUACGUGGAAAAUCGUCAGAGCAACAAGAACGUAUUCUGGCGCUGCUCAAAAUACGUCAAGUAUGCCUGCCGGGCGACCUGUGUGACGUCCAAGAGCCCGAGUGAAUGUCCUAUUCGGCUGGCUGGCAAUGCCCACUCGCAUGGGCCGGAAAAAAUGUUGGACAGUGACAAAAUUGAACCCUCCGAUGAAUCCGACAUUCAGUUCCGGUUGAUGCAAUUGUACUAGAUACGCUUGUUGAUUGAAGUACUAGAUUUUUAACCGAAAUGCAACUAUUUAUUGGAAGUAAAUUCGAAUUUCUGAUAGAUACAAUUUUCUUGUACUUCAAAUUGAUCGUUGACAAAAUGUGCUUGCAAUCAUAUUAAAAAAAUAUGGACAAAACAUCAGUUACCAGAAUUUCCAGUACGGAAAAUGUGAACACGCCAAUCUAGUACUACAUUUUGAUGAAAAUUUUCUUUCGAAGGUAGUUUAUCAAAAUUCUGAAUUGAAAUCUUGUCAUUAGCGGUUUAAUUUCUAAGCAGAUGAAUCUAGUACUGCAUCGUGAGAUAUAUGUACAAAAUAUAUUGCUAUUUAUAUUGAAAUAAACUUUCGCAUUUGCAGAUUUGAUUAAUGAUACUCGUUUUGAUAAAGAUCCACCUGUUGGUAUCUCAAUAACGAUCUUUUGUACUUUCAGUAACAAACCAAUUCGUGACAGCAAAGUUUGGAUACACUCAACGGGGACACGUGAUGCUAAUGUACAACGGGUACGGAUUUAUCAAAGACCGCCAAACGGCGAAGACCUGCAACUGGAAGUGUUCGCUGUUCCGAAGGAUGAAAUGUCGUGGGCGAACCAUUACCAAAAUCGCCGACGGUAAGCACAUGAUGAGGAUUACCCAUGAGAAACACACGCACAAUCGGGAUGAGUAUCGAAAAGAGAUGUAAGGCACGUAAUCAUUAAAAAUGCAAGAAGCUGGAGUCGGAGGACAAACCCGAAUCAAUAACAAAGUCAUACUAGCGAGGCGGACAUUAGUAGCAGAAUGCUAGUUCUCAAAUACCAAAAGAUGAGAACUUCGCGAACAAUAUCAAUGCCUAUGUAACAUAUGUAUAGGUCAUUUCAUCAUUUCAUUUUCAUAGGACACGAUCGGUGAACUACUAGAUUUGUAGUGAUGAGCUGAAUUUCUGUAUGUUGAGAAGGUCAAUUCUCCGUUUUUGCAAUGAAAUGGGUCAAAAAGCGUGGGUAUAAUGAUUACUUGCGUAAUUUGAUGCUGCUUGCGCAAAGCUUUGGAUACCUGCGUUGUUUGAGUUGCAAGAAAUGGAGAAAAGAACUAAAUGGUUUCCCACGAUUUUGGCACCAAUUCUUUGCUAAAACGGAGAAUUACACCAUACAAAAAUUCAGCUCAUUACUACACAUCUAGUACUACACCGAACGUUCUUGGAUUGAUAAGAAUCUCCCCUGACUUCGCUGCAAAUACUGCAAGGUUGCCAAAAUGACUUAUUUUUAUUCAAGAGUUUUUAUUAAUCACAUGGAAUUCAAAACAAAAACAAAUGCAUAAUCUUGCUAGAAUGAUAUUUUGACAAGAAAUACUGAUGGGGGGAAAUGAUCGUUUAAGCUAAAAAUAUCACAAAGCCUGCGAAAAAUAUAUCUGUAGUACUAGAUUACAUGGGCGUCCAUUGAAUUUUCUAUGUUGAGUAAAGAUGUUUCUAGAAUUUUCUGCAAGUUAUUUUAGCCAUCAACGAUACCUCAGCAAUGAAUAGCUCCAAAAUGAUGCCUUGUUUUUCCAUUGUAGAUUCCCCGAGCUUUAGGGCAGCUCAGUUCGGUUACACUCAACGUGGAAAGAUGAUGCUCCUGUACAAUGGUUUCGCCUACAUCAAGGAUCGUGAUGCCCGGAACAGCUGCAACUGGAAGUGUUCGCUGGCCGGAAAGCGAAAAUGUCGCGCCAGAGCCGUUACCAAGACGGCCCUUGGACGCCAAAUGAUGAAAAUUACCAACCCCAAUCACAACCACGACCGAAAAGCGUAUCGAUUCGAUACGGUGAAUUUCUUUGCCGACAAGAAAUAAAAUUAUCAUUUGUGCAUUGUACUGCUUAGUGUUUCAAUCGAUAACUAUACUGCGGUAGACAUCUCUAUGUGACUUUUGGAGCUAACUGUAUUCUUCAUCAUUUUAGAACUAUUCGCUAAUGCAUACUUUGGAAAAACUCGACGCGGUCAUCAAAUGCUUCUGCAUGAAAAUUACAGCUACGUGCGGGAGAAGCAGAAGCAAAGUACCACCAACUGGAAGUGCUCCUGGCAUGUCAAAUUUCGCUGUAAGGCGCGAGCAGUGACGAAAGAAAUCGAGGGUCAGCAUUUUGUUCGAAUAACCUGCGGUUUCCAUACCCAUCCUCCGAACAAUGGCUCCAAGUCUGGUGAUACGUCGAAACACUACCACGAGAACUAUUAGACAGUGGAAAAUGGUACCAUGGUAUACUACGACCAAACACUGGCUCUGUGCAACCGAAGCAUUUGAAAUUAUUUUGUUAAUCAUACAUUGCCAGAAUAAACUUUAUAUACAAAUUUAUGCUUUUUACAUUUAUACGAACAUCCGUUUGUGUUGAUCUAGUACUUCACCAUGUAAACUUUAUAUUCAAACUUAUUUUUGACACUCAUACGAACAACCCUUCGCGUCGUUUAAUCGACUGAUCUAGUACCCCAUCAUGUAAAAUAAUUAUCUUUCCCUCUUUUAGAUGACAUGCACGGCUUCUCGCAACGGGCUCACUAUGAGUUCACGUCCAGAGGAACGCAAUGUCUAGUAUACGAUGGCUAUUUCUACAGCAAAAACAAAACAAACGAGGGUGGCGUCCGGGUCAACUGGAAGUGUCGUUACUACCAACGGUUCAAGUGCAAAGCACGAGCACUCACUAAAACAAUCAACGGCUGUGACUAUGUGAAGGUCUCCAGUACGGAGCACACCCACAUGCAAGAGAUGUACUGUCAAGACCUACGACGGAAGCGACGUAGAGCUAUGCAAACAGGAUCAUUAGACUAUCAUUUCCUGGGCUGAAGAUCUGUGUGACCUAUAAUAAAAAUAUCUUUGUGGAAAACAUGUUCUUUGAUGACUCUGAUUGCUUGUUCGUUUUAGCUAAGCUAGAUGGGACAGAUUAUUUUUAUGCUGAUUUAUUUGGCUGUUUUUUUUUCAGGAGGGGCUGACAAAACAGCGGAUCUGGAAAUGGCACAGUUUGGAUCAACCCAGCGGGGGCGACCCCUUCUAGUACAUCAAGACUACACGUACAUCCGCAAUGGAGAGUUUGGCGGCACAAUCAAUUGGCGCUGUUCGGCCUACCGACGACUGAAAUGCAAAGCCAAAGCCAUAACGGUCAAGCACAAUGGCGUGGAGUUCGUAAAACUAUCCUAUGCCUUACACAGCCAUGGCCCCAAGACUGGAAGCGAUCAGCAGUGGAAGCAUGAGUCGGAAACGGUUGAUUUCCUGCGCUGUGAAGAGGAUGAAGAAGCCAUGAUUAAGUGUUUCUUAGAAAAUUGAGAUACGUUGAAUAAAAACGACAAACUUAGAUGUA